AUGGCAUCCAUGGCCAAGCUCAUCCUCAUCCACUUUUGGAUACUCGCUCUGUCCAUCCUGUCCAAUGCUGCGAGAUCCUCCUGCUGGCGAAACACCACCUGCUCAGGCCCUAUAGACACCUCGUUCCCCGGGGAAUGGGAAAGCAACAUCUAUGCCCCUGCGUCACGGACAGUCCGUCCAAAGAGUAUCCUCCAUGUUGAAUCUAAAUCUAGGAGUAUCUUUCAAACCGGCUCAGGUCACAAUAUACUUAAAGGCAAUGGCUCCCAAAUCAUCUUCGACUUUGGCCUCGAGGUUGGCGGGAUCGUCACAGUCGAGUAUACCGCUUCAGCUGUAGGAGGAAGCUUGAACCUAGCAUUUACAGAGGCCAAGAACUGGGUCGGACAAGUCUCUGACUCGUCAAAUGGAGCAUUCAAACUCGGAGACGGGCAUUUGUCGUACGAUAUCACAGCUGCCGGCAAGGGAGCUUACACAAUGCCCGACAAGAAACUGCGCGGUGGAUUCAGAUAUCUAACUGUAUUCCUCACCACGACAGCCGACAACGCAACAACAACAACUCUCGACGUAUCCGAUGUUUCCCUAGAAAUUGGCUUCCAGCCCACAUGGUCGAAUCUGCGCGCCUACCAGGGCUAUUUUCAUAGUAAUGAUGAGCUUCUCAAUCGUAUUUGGUACAGUGGUGCAUACACGGUGCAGACGAAUGCAGUGCCUGUGGACACUGGCCGGCAAAUCCCCACGGUGGCUUAUGGAUGGGAUAACAACGCCACGCUGGGACCUGGAGAUACCAUUAUAGUUGACGGCGCCAAGCGAGACCGAGCUGUUUGGCCGGGAGAUAUGGGCAUUGCCGUUCCCUCGUCUUUUGUUAGUAUCGGUGACCUCGACAGUGUGAAGAAUGCGCUGCAGGUCAUGUAUGACACGCAGAAUGCAGACGGUUCCUUUGCCGAAUCUGGCCCGCCUCUGAGCCAACAAAGCUCUGAUACGUACCAUAUGUGGUCCAUGAUUGGAACAUACAAUUAUGUCUUGUUCACAAACGACACAACAUUUCUUGAAGCAAACUGGAAUGGGUAUCAAAAGGCAAUGGAUUACAUCUACGCCAAGGUCGACUUUCCAAGCGGUCUCUUAAACGUGACGGGCCUUAGGGACUGGGCAAGAUGGCAGCAGGGAUUCAACAACUCCGAGGCACAGAUGAUCUUGCACCAAACGCUCAAAACCGGUGCCGAACUUGCAGAAUGGGCCGACAACACGACGGACUUGUCUAGUACUUGGACCACAAGGGCAGAAAGCCUUCAGACCGCAAUCAACAAGUAUUGCUUCGAUGACAGCUACGGUGCCUUUAAGGACAACGCUACAGACACAAAACUGCAUCCGCAAGAUGCCAACAGCAUGUCCAUCCUCUUUGGCAUUGCAGACACAAACCGCGUCGCCAAAAUAUCCCAAAGACUGACCGAGAACUGGACUCCGAUCGGCGCCGUAGCCCCAGAACUGCCAGAGAACAUCUCCCCAUUCAUCUCCUCCUUUGAAAUCCAAGCCCACUUUGUAGCAGGUCGACCCGACAGAGCCCUGGACCUGAUCCGACGAUCUUGGGGCUGGUAUAUCAAUAAUCCAAACGGCACAGAAAGCACCGUCAUCGAAGGGUAUUUGCAAAACGCAACGUUUGGGUACCGAAGCAGCCGUGGCUAUUACUACGAUGCAUCAUACAUCUCGCACUCGCACGGCUGGUCGUCCGGUCCCACGUCGGCUCUGACAAACUAUGUGCUUGGUCUGUCAGUCACCGGGCGACUGGGCUCGACCUGGCAGAUUGCGCCGCAGUUUGGCGACCUCACAUCUGUGCAAGGCGGGUUCACCACGUCCAAGGGCAAGUAUCAGGCUGCAUGGAACAGGGACACUACUGAUGGAUCGUAUGAGUUGUCUUUUGACGUGCCUGAAGAAACCGAAGGGGUGGUCAUCCUGCCUUCGCCCGGUGGAGGAAAGAAGACGAAAUCGGUGACAUUAAAUGGAAAGGCGCUGAAAUGGGCAAGCAGCGAUGAAACAAAAACGAUCUCGAUCAGUUCUGGGGGCGCCUAUCGGAUCAGAAGGAGAAAACCCUGGAUCGAAUCCCCGCUGGUUGAAUCAACAGCACUGUCAAAUAGCGCUGGAUGUCGAGUGUUCCUAAAGCUAGACUCUUUACAGCCCUCGGGGAGUUUUAAAUCAAGGCAAGUUCUAUUAUCAACCUGCCUUACUAGUCGACGCAUAGCUAACGCUUUGCAUAAAAGAGGAGUCGGAAAUCUGAUCCUCACCCACCUGCAGGACCCAGCCAACCGAGGAAAACAGCUACACUGUUUUAUUUCCUCAGGAGGCAAUGCCGGCCUCGCCGCUGUGAUUGCAGCACGGGAUCUCGGCUGCCUGUGCACAGUCGUAGUGCCUCUGAGCACCAAGCCAAUGAUGAUUGAAAAGUUGAAAGAUGUCGGCGCGACAGAGGUUAUUCAGCACGGAGCGAGCUGGUUUGAUGCCGACUCCUAUCUCCGUGAGAGAUUCUUCAACGACGCAGAAACAAAAAAUAGUAGUAACAAUCUCUACCUCCCGCCGUUUGACCACCCGUAUGUCUGGAAUGGGAAUGCGACCCUGAUUUCUGAGCUGGCUGGUCAGCUACCCCCUCGAGGAGAAGAUGAGGAGGAAAGCAGGUUCCCAGCCGAUGUGAUUGUGUGCAGUGUUGGAGGCGGUGGACUGUUCAAUGGCAUUAUCCAGGGACUCGACGAGCAUUUCAAGAAACACCCUUCCACAUCAAAAAACACAAAACCCGUGGACGUUCUCGCUGUUGAAACCCAAGGAGCGGAUUCGCUGGCAUACUCGUUGCAAAAAGGCUCGCUCCAGUCUCUGAGUGCGAUCACAUCCAUGGCCCACUCACUGGGUGCGCUCCAGGUGGCUCCACGCGCGUUUGAGAAUGCGCACUCGCCGCCCGAAGGAAUCAAAGUUACGAGCGUGGUUGCAUCUGAUGCUGAAGCUGCCAGGGGCGUGGUUACGUUUGCUGAUACGACGCGUAUGCUUGUUGAGCUGGCGUGUGGCGUCUCUGUCGAUGUGGCUCUGGGGAAGCGGCUGAGAGAAGCUGUGGGAGGGGAUUUGACUCCGAAUAGUCGGGUGGUGAUUAUUGUCUGUGGAGGAUCUAAUGUCAGUCCGGAAAUUGUGGCAGAGUAUCGAGAGCGGCUGAAGAAUGGGUGGGAAUAA
This is a messenger RNA of Talaromyces rugulosus, 3195 nucleotides long. RefSeq lists its product as uncharacterized. Gene Ontology annotation, biological process: carbohydrate metabolic process. The transcript has 5 exons. The record is from RefSeq and is a predicted model, not a curated record. NCBI's taxonomy places the organism in Eukaryota, Fungi, Ascomycota, Eurotiomycetes, Eurotiales, Trichocomaceae. The coding region runs from base 1 to 3195 and encodes 1064 amino acids.